AAAGAAAGGUCAGUGAGGAUGUCGCGUCGCCAUGUCGUCUUCUCCCGUGAAGAGUGGCAGCGUUAUCGAAAUCUACUUCAAUUAUCACACGUUGUAAGCCUUGACAGUAUCGCUAGUGACGUUGCGGUUUUUCAGCAGCUCAUUCUGAGAAUUCGUGGACAGUCAGCACCGGAUCAGCAGGAAAAUUCAUAGUAGAAUGGCAACUGCGUGGUGCUUGGUACGAAACGUACUUCCGCGCUCUCAGCUCUUGAGAAACACUGUUGUUUAUCCUGGAAGCCAGCUAUUCUUGCAGGGCACCCGAUGGUUUUCAAAAACUUCGCAAGUGCGAUCCGAGAGGAGGUUUUCUGAGAAGCACGAAUGGGUCACUGCCAAUGGAAAUGUAGGCACGGUUGGAAUUUCUCAACAUGCUCAAGAAGCCCUUGGUGAUGUCGUUUAUGUACAGGCACCAGAAGUUGGAACCGAACUCAGCCAGCAUGACGAAUGUGGUGCAAUAGAGAGUGUGAAGGCAGCCAGUGAGAUCUACAGCCCAGUUUCUGGAAAGGUCACAGAAAUCAACAAGGCUCUGGAGGACAAGCCAGCCCUCGUCAAUUCUUCCUGCUACGAGGAAGGUUGGAUUUUCAAGUUGGAACUAAAGAAUGUGGAUGAGCUGAAAUCUUUGAUGGAUGAGAAGAAGUAUGAGGAGUUCUUGCAGACAAGUUCACACUAAGCUUUAUCAAGCCACUUCAAUUUAAGGAUAACGACACAUAAAAAUGAAGAAUGAACAAAUAAACCAGCAGCUCUCUAGUGCAACAGCAUUUUUGCUGACAUUAAUAUCUUCCGAAGUAUGCAAGCUGACGAAAGUGCCAAAAUACCUAGUUUUAUGAGUUAUGCUUUUUUAUGCAUGCUUUUUAAAGAUGCAGUUCAGUACAGGUUGGGGCAAAAGUUCACGGAACACAGGGGUGUCGCAUUUCUCCACUGGGGCGACACCCUAGCAGCAAGAAGGUGCAGACACACACACUGGGAGAUGGAGAGAGUAGCCAGUCACCCGUUACUUGUUCGAUCUCUUCCAGAUAGCUAGCAGGGGACCGCUCCGAUGAGGAAAUAUGCCAGUGCCAUGUUCCGUAAACUUUUAUCCCAAGCGGUACAUAGUCCUCACUUCAUUAAGUGGCAUUAUUUCUGUCACCUGCUCACUUGCUAUAGUCCUAGUCAAGUAUGUUUAUGCAAGUCUAUUGAACUUUAUUCCAUUUGCCAAUUCAGUUUUGUCAGCACACAUGCUCCCUUACACACAGGCAACCUAAAGGCCUUUCAAAGGAAGGACACCUAUGCAAACUGUGUUUGUAUCUGCUGACAACAUGACAGCGGAGAGAGCUGCUACUUGUUGAAAGAGGAGAUCAGCCACCUCCUUUGCAACAGUUGUCUCAAAUGCAGGUCUAGUCAAUGAUUUCCAUCUUGCAAAUAUGCUACACUAAAACGUAUUAGGUAGUUUAAAUUUAUUACAAGUCAUUAAAAUGGUUUUAUAAACUUAUUAGUGCCUCAUCACACCUAAUACAGGUGUUAAAUUAUAAUUCAGUAUUGAAUUACAAUUUAAUCCAAAGGUUGCCAGUGUCCACAUUGCCAACAUGGUGCUGGAGACUUCUGCUAUGAAUUACUGUAAGAACGUCGCUAUCAGAUACACCUGCCAAACUGUUUGAAUGAAAUGUGCACAUAUUUAGCAAUUUAAAAUUUACUGCUUCAUAUGUCUUGUCUGAACAGCUAGCACCACAUUUCUAGAGCAUGCACUGAAUGAAACAGUUAAGGGAGACCAGCAGUGCGGUGGGUUUCUUGGCACUUACUCCAUUCAAUUACGGCCGAUUCAAGCUUUUUUCAGUAACACAGUAUGAUAAAUAUCCAAAUUUGGGCAUUUAUUUAUGAGUGAAAUCAAAGGAAUCUAGGCUGCCCUGUGUCAUGGGUAUACGGUAUGUAUAGCAAUGGCUUGUAUCUUGUAGAGGCUUGCAGGAGACUACAAUGUACAGAAGUACAACACAUGGCUUGCCCGUGAAGCAUUUUUCACCAUUUUAUUACACAGUGUACAAUCCUUUAUACACAGUGGCAUUAAAAAUUGUUUUGAAGUGUG
This is a messenger RNA of Ornithodoros turicata, 2092 nucleotides long. RefSeq names its product glycine cleavage system H protein, mitochondrial-like (gene ppl). Gene Ontology annotation, biological process: glycine decarboxylation via glycine cleavage system; protein lipoylation. Gene Ontology annotation, cellular component: mitochondrion; glycine cleavage complex; cytoplasm. The transcript has 5 exons. Bases 197 to 706 code for a protein of 169 amino acids. NCBI's taxonomy places the organism in Eukaryota, Metazoa, Arthropoda, Arachnida, Ixodida, Argasidae. The record is from RefSeq and is a predicted model, not a curated record.